CUACUACUACUACUUUUUCUCUUAUUUUCUCAUCCAAUACAGUAAUGGAUAAUUACUUGUCUCCAAAUACAACUCUAUUUUGUCCAUCUAUCAUUUCAUUAGAACAUGCUUCAGCUGAAUUAGAAAAAUUAUACAAGAAUGCUAAAGAAGAGAUUGACUACGCUAUUGAAUCUCAAGGAUCCAUUUAUUAUGAGGGAGACAGAACGACUGCGUUUACUGCGGUAGAAAUAUGCGAACAGAAAUAUAAAACAGUGAUGCAAGUCUUUGGUGAAUCUACUCAUGGUAUUAAAUUUAAGUUUUGUUGGGAACUUGAUCUACAUCAAUUACGACUUCAAUUAAGUCUUUUACCUGAAGUAACACAUUCUAUAUAUCAAUAAAUGAUGGUCUAUCUUCUCAUUCACUUGCAUAUAUUUAUAUAUAUAUUUAUAUAUAAUAUCUCCAAUCCUUGCAUUUCCUUUCUUUUCUUUUUUUUUUCUUUUUGUAUAAAUGACAUACCCAUCCAUUGUUACUCUUUCUUUUUUUU
Molecule: messenger RNA, 523 nt
Organism: Cokeromyces recurvatus
Lineage: Eukaryota; Fungi; Mucoromycota; Mucoromycetes; Mucorales; Mucoraceae
Exons: 2
Coding region: 45-377 (110 amino acids)
Source: RefSeq, a predicted model, not a curated record